GAGAGCUGCUGGGGAUGACAGUUGCUUCAGGCAACCCUGGGGAGGACAGGGUCGGGGGUAAAAAUCACCGGUGAGGGCCUGAGCUGGGAAGGGCAUGGAGGGGUACCAUGGUGCCGAGUGCGACAGGGCGUCUGAGACCUCGUCCUUCGUAGAGGAUGAAGAAGAAGAGGGAGAAGAGGAGGAGGAAGAGGAGGAAGAAGAGGAGGAGGAGGAGGAGGCUGUGGGUCCUGAGGAAGCAGAGGAGCUGACUAACAGUUUAAAAGAUCUUAUCCAAAGUGAAGAUGUGAAACCCAAGCUGCAGUACAUCAUGACUAACCCUUCCUUUUCUAUGGUGACAGUUCAAAGUGAAGAUAGUGGGAUAACCUGGGAAACCAGCUCAAGCAGAUCUUCUACUCCCUGGGCCUCAGAAACUAGUACAACUUCUGAUCUUUACAGUAUGGAAAGUUCACCAGUAGGUUCUCCUCCAGGAAAAGUUAUCUUUAUUAUGGAUGAAGGUAAGAUUGUUCGGAAAAGGAAGCGUAAAUCUUCAAAUAGGGUGCCAAUGGCUACAAACCUGAAGGGAGGCCAGGGCAAUAAGAAACGUGACUCUUCUGGAAUGCAGAGGCAGGAACCAAGAACUGUUCUAGGAGAUGUGCAGGGCUCCGUGUUGAACGUUGAACAGGUGGAAGCACAAGACACAGAUGAGGAAAUGUUGGACGACAAAGAAGAUCUAGAGAACAUUGCAGAACAGCCAGUAAAACGUGCUCCGAUAAGGUCAAUAUUUAGAGAAAGCAGACUGAGAAAAGUAGGGCCGAUCCUUGGAGGACCAGUACAAGCUAGAAUCCAGCUGUUCAACUCAAUUUUGGGGGGGACUGAGCCAACCCCUGAAAUAUUGGAGAAAAACAGAAUCCAGCAAAGUAGCUCAGUUUCAGGAGAUUCUGAACAGUUCCUUGAAACACCAGUCAAAGAAAGAUUGCAGAAGUUCAGAUCACAUCCAGGAGCAACACUUCCAAAAACCUUCCAGAGAACAAGAAGUAAACAUCUUGAAACACCAUCGGAGCGGAGAAGGGAGCAAAGACAGCAACCCACAGCACAUGCAAAUCAAAGCUAUUCUUCACUAGCAACGCCUCUUGAAAAACGGCUUACUAUUAAAGAUGAUGUUUCAUCUGAAAAUAUUAAACCCAUUAAAAUGAAAGAUAAACCAAGCAGAUUUUCAAGCUUUGGUGCAGAAACAGCUUUUCAACAUGAAGAAAGAAAAGACAGACGACCUCUUUUGGAGAUUCCAAAUCAAAUAUCAGGACAGUCACUGAAGUGCUGCCCUUCUGAAGAAGCCAAGAAGCAGCAAAGUUAUUCACUUGCAGCCAAAACAUCAAUAACAGAGCAAUCAACCUCCAUUUCAUUAGAGUCUGGUGCUACAUCAGAGAAACAAGUGCCACUUCCUGCAGCUGAAAUUGCAAACAAGAAACCAGACCAAUCCCUGCUGACAGCGUCAGAUCUUCUGGAUGAAGCAUUGGAGCAGGAAACUCAGCCCAAUUCUGCACCACAGUCUGUUUCAGCAGAUUUUUGUAAGGAAUUAGGUAGACAAAGUACCCAACCUAUCUUGCCUACAGCAUCCAUGUCAGAACAUCCUAAGAGGGAAGCACAGAAGUCAGCAGUUCAAUCUUACUUACCUAGUGCUCCAUCAGCUAAAUCCAAAUAUUCCACUCUAUCUGACACAAGACAAGAGGAUAUUAUUCCUCAGUCAUCAGAAACUGCACAAUCUGAGUCUGAACACAUGCUAUUACCACAUUCUGUAGAGGAAACAGAGAAGCAAGAAACUGAGUGUCAUUCAUCAACAAUAGCACAGUCAGAAACUGAGCAUUCAGAUCUAUUGUACUCUGUUAAAAAAACAGAGAGUCAAAAGACCCCACCACCAGAAACCCAAAAUGUUAACUUAAAGAAACAAACAGAAACUGAGAAGCAAGGAAUUAAACUAAAUUUACCUCUUCCUGAAAAGAUAGAUUCUAAAUAUUUUGGCAUAUCAUAUCCUAUUCACACAGAAACACAAGAAACUUGGAAAACUUCAGCUGUAAAUAAAGGAGUAGAGUUGCAUCACCCUGAUUUUUCCAUUGAAAAAACCAAACAAGUAGAGAGUGCAAAAAUGGAGAUGGAGCAUCGAGAUUUCUCAUAUUCUAGCAAAGAAACUGAGGAAUCGGAGGGAACACAGAUAGAGACAGAGCAUCCAGACUUCUCUUUUUCCAAGGAAGAAAGAGAGGAAUUGGAGAGUCUGGAGCAUCCAGACUUCUCUUUUUCUAGGGGAGAAAUGGAGGACUCUGAAAGUGCCCAACUGCAGACAGAACAUCCAGAUUUCUCCUAUUCCAGGGAAGAAACAGAGGAAUCAGAGAGUGCAAAACUGGAGACAGAUUAUCCAGAAUUGUUUUUUUCCACAAAAGAAACAGAGGCAUUGGAGAGUGCCCAACUGCGGAUGGAACAUCCAGAUUUCUCAUAUUGCAAGGUAGAAAGAGAGGAAUUGGAGAGUGCACACCUGGAGACAGAGCAUCCAGAUUUAUUUUCCAAGGAAGAAACAGAAGAAUCAGAGAGUGCACAGCUGAAGAUGGCACAUCCAGACUUUUCUUCUUCAAGUGAAGAAAUGGAGGAAUCAGAGGGUGCACAGCUGGAGACAGAGCACCCAGAUUUCUCAUACUCCAGAGGAGAAACAGAGGAAUCAGAGAGUGCAAAACUGGAGACAAAUUAUCCAGAAGUGUUUUUUUCCACAAAAGAAACAGAGGCAUUGGAGAGUGCCCAACUGCACACGGAACAUCCAGAUUUCUCAUAUUGCAAGGUAGAAAGAGAGGAAUUGGAGAGUGCACACCUGGAAACAGAGCAUCCAGAUUUAUUUUCCAAGGAAGAAACAGAAGAAUCAGAGAGUGCACAGCUGGAGAUGGUGCAUCCAGACUUUUCUUUUUCCAGGGAAGAAACAAAGGAAUCGGAGAGUGCCCAACUGGAGACAGAGCACCCAGACUUCUCAUACUCCAGAGGAGAAGUGGUAGAAUUGGAGACUGCACAGCUGGAGAUGGAGCAUCCAUAUUUCUCAUAUCCCAGCAAAGAAAUUAUGGAAUCAGAGGGAAUGCAGAUGGAAACAGAGCAUCCAGACUUCUCUUUUUCUGAGGAAGAAACAGAGGAAUUGGAGAGUGCCCAACUGGAGACAGAGCACCCAGAUUUCUCAUGCUGCAGUAGAGAAAUGGUGGAAUCAAAGACGGCACAGCUGCAGACAGAGCACCCAGAUUUCUCAUACUCCAGAGGAGAAACAGAGGAAUCAGAGAGUGCAAAACUGGAGACAAAUUAUCCAGAAGUGUUUUUUUCCACAAAAGAAACAGAGGCAUUGGAGAGUGCCCAACUGCACAUGGAACAUCCAGAUUUCUCAUAUUGCAAGGUAGAAAGAGAGGAAUUGGAGAGUGCACACCUGGAGACAGAGCAUCCAGAUUUAUUUUCCAAGGAAGAAACAGAAGAAUCAGAGAGUGCACAGCUGGAGAUGGCACAUCCAGACUUUUCUUUUUCCAGGGAAGAAACAAAGGAAUUGGAGAUUGCCCAACUGGAGACAGAGCACCCAGACUUCUCAUACUCCAGAGAAGAAGUGGUAGAAUUGGAGAGUGCCCAACUGGAGACAGAGCACCCAGACUUCUCAUACUCCAGAGAAGAAGUGGUAGAAUUGGAGAGUGCCCAACUGGAGACAGAGCACCCAGACUUCUCAUACUCCAGAGAAGAAGUGGUAGAAUUGGAGAGUGCCCAACUGGAGACAGAGCACCCAGAUUUCUCAUACUGCAGUGGAGAAAUGGUGGAAUCAAAGACGGCACAGCUGGAGAUGGAGCAUCCAGACUUUUCUUUUUCCAGGGAAGAAACAGAGGUAUCAGAAAAUGUGCAGCUGGAAACAGAACAUCAGUUUUUAUUUUCCAGGGAAGAAAGAGAGAAACAAAAAUCUGUUCCUUUUGAACUGGAACGACCAGUGUCUUAUUCCCCUGAAGAAGCAGAGCAAGACGAAACAGCACAGCUUGCACUGGUACCUUCAGAUUUCUCAUGUUUUAUGGAAGAAGAAGAUAAAGAAAACACUGCAGAACUCCAGUUGGAACAUACAGAUGUAUCUGAUUCCACCAGAAGAGCUGAGACACAUCGAACUGGGUAUCUGGAAACAGCACAUUCGGAUUUACUAUAUCUCACAAAUAAAACAAAGCAGCAAGAAUUGGCACAAGUAGAUGUGAACAAUUCUCUUAUGUCACAUUUUGGUGACAAAAGAGAACAGCCACAGCCUGUACAGGAGGAUUCACAACCUGGAGGUAAGCUGUAUUCCCAUGCCAAGGGAGUGCAAGGAGAAACUACUGAACUGCGGUCAGAGCAUCCAGUUUUGUCAUAUUCUGCUGGAAAAGAACAGCAACAUAAAACCUCACAGCUGAGGACAGAAGAGAGAGAGAUGACAUAUUCCACUGGCAAAACAGAACAACAGGAAAUAUUGCAACCCUCGUUGGAGCAAGCAGAUUUGCCAUAUUCCCACGGAGAAACAGCACAAGCAGCUGUACAAAAAGAAGGUCCAGAGCCAUCAUGUUUCAUUAGUGAAGCAGAGCAACGCGAAAAUGUACAACUAGCUUCAGAAAACAGGGAUUUCUCAUUUACCACUGGAGAUAUAAUGCAAGAAGGGGUGGAGUCAGGAUCUUUGGGCUCCUCACAUUUGACUGACAGAGCGAAGACCUGGGAAAUGGCACAAGUGAAGCAGGAGCAGUCACUUCCCUCCUGUUCCACUGCUGGUAGUCAGGAACAGGAAACCACACCACUGGAUGUGGCCCAGCCAGAUUUUUCAUAUUCCUUUUGCAGAGUGGAACAAAAUAUAGUACAGGGAGAAGUAGAACAGCAGAAAACAGCCCAACAAAAAGCUAUGGAAACAGAGUAUUUGGGUUUGUCAGAAACCUGGGGGAAAGAAGAGCCACAGGUCACAGACCAAAGUAAUUUGGCACAGCAAGAAACAGCUCAAACAGUGUUAGUGCAUCCAUCUUCACCAUAUUCUCUCAGUGAACAAAUGCAAGAAGAAAUGCGAACGGAACCAGCACAUCCAGAACAGACAUUCUAUGUAAGCACAGAAAUGCAGGAGGAAAUGACACAACAAAAAUCAGUCCAACCAUUACUCUCAAGUUUUACUGGCAAAACAGAGCAACAAGAAAUAGUACAUCUAGAGCUGGAGCAAACAUUUUUGCCAUCUUCCACUGGAAAAGAAGCUCCGCUGGAAAUGGAAGUGAGUUCAGAAUAUCCAGAUUUGUCAUAUUGCUUUCACGAAGCUGAACAACAAAAAAUGUUGAAACAUCCAACCUUACCAUUUCAUUUGAAGCAACAAGAAACUGCACCACUGGUAAUGGCACAUCCAGAUUUUUCAUGUGACAGUGGUGAAGCAAGACCAGGUGACACUGUACAGCAGGAGUCAGAACAUCCAGAGCUCUCAUACUCCAUGGGAGAAACACAAGGACAAUCAAAACAUUUGGAAUCACCAAGAACCCUGAGUGAAGCAGCACAGGAUGAAUGUAUGCAAGUGGAAUCUAAAUACUCAAAUUUGACAUGUUCUGAUGGCCAAAAAACCCAGCAAGAAACUUCACAAUUGAAUUCAAAAUAUCCAGAUUUAUCAGUUUCCUUUGGUAAAGCCAAAGAACAAGGAACUCAAGAGUUUGAGUCUAAAUAUCAAGAAUUGCCUAAAAUGCCCAGAAAAAGAGCUUCUCCAGCAACUGCACAAAUGGAGUCAAAACUUCUAGAUUUGACAUAUUCCCCUGGCAAAGCAAACGAGCCAGAAAUUGCACAAUGGGAAAUGAAGCAUCCUGAUUUAUCACAUUGCACUGAUGAGACAAACCAACAAGAAGUAGUAGUGUUGGACCAGAAACACAGAAAAAUUUCUGUUGGCAGAGAAAAGCAGCAGCAAACCACAAAACAGCAGUUAAAGCAAGAAAAGUUAUCACAUUCUCCUGGUAAAACAGAGCAAUUAAAACAUGCCCAGGAGGACUUGGAACAACCAGAUUUAUCAUCUUCCAUUGACAGGCCGGAUGAUGAAGUGGCCCCACCAGAGGCAGGACACGCUGAUGCGACAUAUCCUCUGGACAACACAGAGGUGCAACAGAGAGUACAACGAGAAUCAGAGCAAACAGGUUUCACUUGCCCAUUUGGAAAAGCAGAACAGAAAACAGUUCAACCAGAAGUUGAAAUUCCAUGUUUAGCCCAUUCUGUGGGUAUGGCAGAAGAAGAAGAAAUGGCAGAAAAAGGGCAGGAACAUCCUGACUUGCCUUACUCCACUUUCAAAGCAGGACGACUGCAGUCUGCACAGCUGAAACCCGAACACCCUGGUCCAGCAUGCUCCCUCGACAAAAUGCAAGAAACGACCCAGCUGGGGUUGGAACAACCAGAUGUGUUGUAUUUUCAUGACAAAACAGAGCAGUCCCCACCUGCCCAGCCAGAGCUGGGCCACACAGAAUUGGCAUCCCCCGCCGACAAAGUGGGGCAGCAAGGGAUGAAGCAUACAGCCAUGGAACACUCUGAUGAGGGACAGCCUGUCAGCAGAGCCGAACAUCCACAAGCUGCAAAAGAGAAAGUACGAGCUCCAGAUGCAUCAUCUCAUAGUGGAAAAGCGGAGCAAAGAGAAAUGGCAAAACCAGAGCCAAAGCAUCCUGAUAUAUUAUAUUCCAUUGGUAAAACACAGACACAAGAAACUGUACAAGUGAGGUUAGGAAAACCAGUUCUAUUAUCUUGGCCUGGCAAAACAGAACAAGCACAAACUGCUCAAAAGGAGCAGCCAGGCUUCCUGUAUUCCUUUAAAAAAGCUGCACAAGGAGAGAAAGUACAGCUAGAAUUGGGACACUCACAGUUACCUUAUUCUGUUACUGAGGCAGAACAAGAAACUGCACAUGCAAAAUUGAACCAUUCAGGUUUAUCUACUGGCAGGUUAGAACACCAUGAAAUCAUACAACCAGAGGCAGAACUAAUGGAUUUUUCAUGUUUAAUUGGUGAAACACAGCAAUCUCAAAUGGCUGAAGUAGAUUUGGAUUAUCCAGAUUUAUGGCAUUCCACUGACACAAUGCAGCGACAAGAAAAUAUUCAACCAGAGCAGAAACAGCCAGGUGAUUUUUCAUCAUCUCUCAGCAAAGAAGAACAAUGGGAAGGUGCAGAAAUGCAGGCAGAACACCCUGAGCUGCAGUCCUCUAUGGGGAAAGCAGAAGGAAUGCAAAAUUCCCAAGCAAAAUCAGAAUAUACAGAUUUGUCAUUCUCUGGCACAGCAGAACCUCAUGAAACAACACAGGCAGAGUUGAAAGAACAUGAUUUGUUCCAUUCUUUUGUCAAAACAAAGCCAUCAUGGGCUGCCCCACUGGAGUCUGAACAUCCAGAUGUCCCAGAUGCCAUGGGCAAAGUACCGCACCCUGAUUUGUCCUCUUUUGCUACUGAGGAAAAGCAAAGUGCACAGCUGGAGGUCAAACAGGAGAGGGGAAGCUAUACAUUACACCCAGAGGAAACAGCACGACUGAAACUGGAACAGCCAACGUUGUCAAGUUCUCAUGGCACAGCACAGCAACCAAAUAGGGCCCCACUGGAAGGGGAAUUCCCAGACUUCCUGUAUUCCUCUGGCAAAAAAGAUCAACAAGAAAUGGCAAAACAAGAGUUGGAGCAUUCAGAUUUAUCAUAUUCCAUUGAUAAAACACAGCAACCAGAAACCACAAAACUUGGGUUAGGACAACCAGAUUUAUCAUCUUGCCCUGGGAAGGCAGAGGAACCACAAACUAUUCAAAUGGAAGCAGAGCAUCAGGACUUGAUGCAUUUCACUGGCAAAACAGAAUGGCGAAGAACAGCACAACCAGAGGUUGAGCAUCCAGAUUUGUCUUAUUCCAGUGACAAAGCAGAGCAGCCACUGACUACAAAACAGAAAUCAGAGCAGCAUGUAACACCCCAUCCCACUGGAAAAACAGAGGAACAACGAAUGGCACAUCCAGAGCAGGAACUUCCCCAUUUAUCAUAUUCCAUUUGCAAAACACUGUCACAAGAAGCAACACAAAUGGACUUAGGGCAACAAGAUUUAACGUAUGCCCUUGGAAAAACAGAUGAAAUGCAAACUGUGCAAGGUGAACAGGAAAAUACAGGUUUGUUGUAUUCUUCUGGCAAAAGAGAACAAGAAAUGGUAUUGCCAGAGUUGCAACAUCCACAGCUAUCUUACCCUGUUAGAGAAACAGAAGAAAAAGCUAUGCAUCAGAAAUCAAACUAUCCAGAUUUGUCAUAUUGUAUUGGACGACAAGAGCGCCGUGAAAUUGAACAACCAGAGGUGGAAGAAAUGGAUUUAUCUUAUCCAGCUGGCAAAUCAGAGCACUCACAACCAGCCCAAAAAGUACUGCAACAGCCAGAUCUUUUGGAGUCCUUUGGUGAACUAGAGGCAAAAAGAAUGGCGCAGCCUGGCUUUUUGCGCUCCCUUGGUGAAGAAAAGCAGAAACCAGCUUCACCAGUAGACUUAGUGCAACCUGAUUUAUCACAUUCACUUGGCAAAACAGAAAAACAGGAAACUGCACAAAUGGGGUUCAUGUCUUCUGAUUUUUCAUAUUCCACAGGAAAAGCAGAGCAGUUGCAAAUGGAACAAGUAAAAUCAAAACGUCCAGAUUUCUCAUAUUCUCUUGUCAAAGCAGAGACUUGUGGAAUGAAACCACCAGAUUUAUUGCACUCCUAUGGCAAAGCAGAGCGACCACAGACUGUCCAGCUAGAGCAUCCAGAGACAUCAUAUUUCACGGGCGAAAUGGAGCGAAGGGGUGGGGACCAACCUGAACUGCAGUGCAUUAAUUUGCAGUACUCUGUUGUUGAAACAGAGCAACCAGAAACACCUUCUGUAUCAUAUACCUUUGGCAAGAAUGAGGAGCAGGGAACUGCACAACCAGACUUUGAACAAUCAGGUUUAUUAAGUCCUACUGACAAAGCAGAAGAGCAUGAAACAGCCCUGCUGAGAGCAGGGCUUUCAGAGAAGCGAGACACUGGGGCUACUUCAUCUCUAAGUGCUCAGUUGGAAACUAAGCAACAAGAUUUAUCCUUUGCCACUAAGAAAGCAGAAGGCCAACCGUAUUCAUCUCUUACUGAACAAACAGUGUCUGUACCUUUGGUUAUUUCACAUUCUGUCUCUGAAAUAAAAUCAGAAGGAAGUCCAAAGUCUUUACCUGUAACUGCAGACCUGUCCCCCAAGCACUUAGAAUUAUCUUACACCCACUGUAAAACAGAGCAGGCAGAAACUGCCCAGCCUGCAUCAGGUUUCUUUUUUGCAAGAAAAGAAGCAGAGAACAUAAAAAUUCAUCCGCAUUUGCCUGUCUCUGCACGAUCAGAGACUGACCAUGUCAUUUUACCUGAAACAGAGAGAGAACGAACUCCACAUUACUUCCACACAGCUACACAAUUAGAAUCUGAACAAUUAAAUUUAUCAUAUUCUACAGAUAAAGCAGAAACUCUAGAAAGUCAAGAUUAUUUAACUGUAUCUUCAAAACUGGAGUCUGAACCUUCAGUUCCAUUUUAUUCACCUGAUGAAACAUGUCAGCAAGAAAUUCCACCUUAUUCAAAACCAGCUUCUGAGUAUUUGGUUCCCACAUGGUCCCCUGCUGAACAAGAAAAGCAAAGCAUGCAGCCACUUAUUCCCCAGUCUGCACAAUCAGAGUGUAAACAUGUAAUUCCACCACAUGAUGAAAAAGAAGUGCAGAACAUUCAGCUCUAUUCAUCUAAAUCAGCAAGUUUGAAAACAGUGCAGUUAGAGAGUAUGUCUCUAAUGCACACACAAGACCAUGAUAAGCAAGAAUCUCAAGAUCAUUUGUUGGACACAAAAUAUUUGUCAUCAGAGCAGCUAAGAAGUACUCCCAAAUUCAUUGCUGAGCACGAUAAGCAAGAAAUACAACCUGAUGUGCAGACAAUGCCAAGGUUGGAGACCACAGAGUCAAAGGUGGCUGGUGUAGCAAGGCAGCAAGCAGUGUCAUCAGAUUCAUUUGUACCUUUUGAUAUAUUACCUGAAAAGUCAGUAUCAGUGGUUUUCACUGAUGAUGAAGAGAAACAAAAUAUUCCAUUAUCUGUAUCUGAUGUAGUAGGCAUGCUUGCAAAGCAACCUAGCAUAAUUUCAGGCAUUUAUACUGAAGAAGAGGAUAGACAUGAAAUGCAACCAUAUUUUGCAGACCAAAAGCAUACAUCCUUAAAGCACCUGGGCGCUGUUUCAUCAGAUGUUGUUUAUGAAACUGUGACACACAAAACUCAGCAUUAUACCGGUGAACGGGACAGCCUUCCUUCAGCAGAGAUGAAGUCCAUUAGCUCUAGUUCUGAUGAAAAGCAGAAUCCAGAUAUUUCAUCUUUUGGGCUAGCUAGCUGGCUGGCAGAAGAGGUGAAAGCUCGCUCAAUUAGUCCAAUAAGAGCUACAGAAGUGGACAGGCAAGGAAUUCAACUUUCUCCAAAUGAAACUUCUGAUUUUGGAUCAAAACAGUUCCCAGCUGGAAGUUGCACAGAACUUACAGUUCAUGGUACUACAAAGAAUAAAGGAGAUAUGUUUAGAGUUUCUGAUUCAGUGUCAAGUGAAACUUCCCACAGAGUGUCCUCAGAAACUAGUCACAGAGCACAAAGGUAUGAUUUACCAUCUCUAAGAGGACAUAAUCCAGGUCCAGAAAAAGUUCCGAAGCAUGAAACUAGGAUUGGAAACCCUACAAAAAUGGAAGCAGUGCAAUAUCCAGAGGUAGACAAAGUGCCUGAAGGGCCUGAGCAUUGCCUGAGAGAAGAAGAGGAAGAAAUGGAACAUGCAAGUGCUGUAGAAGACAGUCAGCAUGCUCCAGAGCCUACUGAACAAAAAGAUCUAUUUAAUAUAAUUUCAGAAGGUUAUGAAAUACUCAAUAUUCAUGCUCCUACACAUAUUUCUUCUGUUGAUCAAGAAGAAAGUAAACACAUGCCAGAUAAACUAGAAUACUUGGAAACAAAUCCUUCAUUUAAAAGAAAAUUAGCUGAUGAUAGCCAUAGAGCCCUAGCUUCUGGAAUGACCACAGAAAUUUCAGAAGGCUCUGUGUUGGAAAAGCCUGCAAGCCAUGAACUGGAAGAAUUGGUAAAAAAUGAUGAUGUUGAGGAAAGUGGAGAAACACAAGAAAAAAAUCCCAUGUUGCCAGAAAGCAAUAAUAAUUCUGUGUUGGAUCCUAAUAAUGGUAUGGCUGAUAUGGAUUAUUUUGAAAAAUAUACCUUGAUUGAUGACAAAUCCCCAAUUAAGCCACAUUUUGAAAGACCAAGUUCAUUGUUUCCUGUGACAGAAGAUCCCAAUGAACCUGUGGAAGAAGCCACUUCUUUUAAAGAAAGUGCUGAGGUAGAUACUUUGGAAGAGGAGUUUUCAUUACUUGAGGAUCUGGAUGAAGUCUUUUAUGGUGCUGUGAAAGGAGAAAGCAAAAUGCAGAUCUAUGCAGAUGCUCCAAACCCUUUACCUCUGCCGAAAUCACUUGAUAUUGGCAGUAAAAAGGUAACAAAUGUAGAAGAUGAACGGAAGUCACCAGGGACCCCACUCUUUGAUUCAGAAGAAGGAGUGCUAGAACGAUCUCUGUUGUUUCCUACCACUGUUGCUGCAGUUAAUCCAGAGCUUUUAGAGGAGCCACCUGCUCUGUCAUUUUUAUACAAGGACCUCUAUGCAGAAGCAGUAGGAGAAAAGACAAAGGAUGAGACUCCUUCUGAUGAGGAAAGUGGUAAUUCUAAUGCAUCUUUCCCUAGUAGAAAUUCAGAUACAGAUGAUGGAACAGGAAUAUAUUUUGAAAAAUACAUUCUUAAAGAUGAAAUUCCAAGUAAGGCCGUACAGCCUCAAAAGGAUCAGAUGUCAGAGGAUGAGUCCUUUAGUAGAGUAAUUUCAGUUCAGAGUUCAGAGGACAAACACAAGCAGGGGUCUGGUGAUGUUCAGUGUGUCAUAACUGAGUUUCUGCCAGAAAGGGGUGUUGUGGAGAGAGAGAAAGUCCAGGUUGACAGUGACAUUAAAGCAACAAUUUGUAAACCAAUACAUGCUAUUCCUUUUGGAAGCAAAGAAAUUCUUUCAGGUGCAAGAAGUGAUACCACUGAACAAAGAGAAGAAGAAAAUGUACCUGUAGAAACAUCUGAGGAGUUGCCAGAGCAAUCUAGUCAUCAAGUGUACAGUCAACUAGUGGAUUAUCAGGCAGAUACAUAUCAAGAAGCUACUAGUAAGCAGGAAGAACAGCACGAAAUAACAGCAAUUCCUGAAAUGCAAAAAUAUGUCCCAUAUGUCCGUACUCCUGUUGAAGACAGUGAAGAUGAUCAGUAUACCCAGGAAAAUCUUUCACACGUCCCUACCAUUCAGAAAACAGAGAAGCCAGACUUUCCAAGAGAGGAGCAGCACCCUGAUGUUUAUGAAGAUCUUCCUGAGUCAAUGGACUAUGAUGUGAUUACACAAGAAGAACUUUUGCAAGAUGAAAUAUCAUCUCAAUUCACACAUGAGGAGCUAUUAUUUGAAGACAGGGACUCUUUUGAGCAUGUUGGUGAUAAUUAUGAAUUUGUUAAUGAGCCAGAGCAAAGAACACCUGUUGAGCUUGAAGAUUCAGGCUUUGUGGUGAUGUAUCCUGAAAAAUCAGCAACAAACGUUCCUCAAGUUGAGAGCCCACAAAGAGAACUGAAGAAAGUGCAAGCGGACACAUAUUGUUACCACUGCAAAUGCCCAAUAUCUGCUAUUGACAAGCUUUUUGGAGAACAUAAAGACCAUGAAGUCACAACACUAGAUGAUGCUGCAACAAAGAUGAAGGAUCGCUUAGGUGAAUUGCUAAUAGCAGUGGAAGAAAAGUCAAUGAAGAUUGAAGAGUUUGUGAGUGAUAUUGAAUCACUAUUUAACUCUGUUGAGAAAAACUGUAAGAAAAAUGCAGAGUUAUUGGAAAAGCAGAACGAAGAGAUGCUUAAGAAAGUGGUAGCACAAUAUGAUGAGAAAUCAGAUAACUUUGAGGAAGUGAAGAAGUUGAAAAUGGAGUACCUGUAUGAGCAGAUGGUUAACUUCCAGCAAACUGUUGAUUCAGCAAAGGAAACUUUGGAGACAACAGUAAAAGAAAUGGAAGAACUUGAUGGAUUUGUUUUCCUAAAUUCAUCUAAAGAAUUGAAUAAAAGGUUACUUUCUGCAAUGGAUACUACUCUCUCUUUAGAAAAGGUGCCCAGUGCUUUUUCACUGUUCGAGCACUAUGCGGACAGUCCAGGACAAAGCAACCAGCACUCCUUAAAACAUGUGGCUGUCCCACAGACGCCGACUGUCGUACCUCAGGAACCAAAUUCAGCCACCAGCACCUCCAUUGCCGUUUACUGGGCUGUGAACGAUGGGGACGCCAUUGACUGCUUCCAAGUCUACUGUAUGGAGGAGCCGCAAGCCAGCAAAGAUGCAGGGGCUUUGGUGGAAGAGUACAGAGUGACGGUGAAGGAGAGCCACUGCAUUUUGGAGGAUCUGGAGCCGGAUCGCUGCUACAGUGUGUGGGUCAUGGCUGUGAACGGCACAGGCUGUAGCCUACCCAGUGAAAAAGCCAUUUUUAAAACAGCGCCCACUGUCCCCAUCAUCAAGGCUGAGGACUGCAUGGUGUGCUGGGACAUGGCCACCGUCCGCUGGCACGCUGGCUCGGCAUCAGUGGAGUCCUUCACCCUGGAGUACUGCCGACAGCACUCACCAGAAGGAGAGGGUCUCAGAUCUUUUGCUGGUAUUAAGAGACCUGAAAUGAAAGUAUCCCUGGAGCCCAAUGUGAACUAUUUCUUCUACUUGAGAGCUGUCAACCCAUUUGGGACAAGCGAACAAAGUGAAGCAGCUCUCAUCUCAACUAAAGGGACUCGAUUUCGCCUGCUGAGUGACACAGCCCAUCCUGCUUUGCAAAUCUCCUCCAAUGCAACGGUGAUCUGCCUUCCUGAGAAAGCCAAAUUCACUGGGUUUCCUUCAGUCCUGGGUGAACUGCUGCCUGCUCGAGGAUGUCAUUACUGGGAAACUAUUGUCACUGCCUGCAGAAGCUACAGGAUUGGGAUUGUCUACGAGGCAACGUCACGGAGCAGUGUCCUGGGGCUGAGUGAUACCUCCUGGUGCAUGCGGUGCUGUCCUACACAAACCAGCUUUCUUUACAGAUUUCUUCACACCGGUGUGAUGAGCGAUGUUCGUGUGACAGAACACCCAACUAGGAUUGGCAUCCUGUUGGAUUACAGUGGCGGCAGACUGUUGUUCUUCAAUGCAGAGAGAGGACUGGUGCUGUUCACCAUUAGGCACAAAUUCACUGAUGCUGCUUACCCGGCCUUCGCCCUGGAGAAGGCUGGAGCACUUACCCUGCACACGGGCAUGGAGCUGCCGGAGUUCGUGAAGCACAGCUAAUCCCCUGCCUCACACUCUCAGGAAAACUGACAAUUACAGUGUCAGUGGACAGGGAGGGGAAGGGGGUGUCAGGGAGGGAUGUCUAGUCUUCACCAAUGAAUGCCACGCACACAGCUCUCCUGCACAUUAUCAGCAAUUGUAGUUAGUGCUCAGACACAUAAUCAACCUGAGUGAGGAGAGAAAAUCAACUCCUUCAGAUAAAGCGUGCACCUAGUGAUAUACACAGCAGUACUUUUGAAGGAAAAAAAGUUUUGUUAGAUAUGAACAUUAAGAGGGGGGGAAAUGUACUUUCCCUGUGAAAAUAAUGACAGUGCUAGCUGUCCUUUUUAAAGUUGAUGAUGAGCCUGUGUAUAAAAUAAAUGCAUCUCUCACUGCAA
Grus americana (Whooping crane) is the source of this 14700-nucleotide messenger RNA. It is a transcript of the gene CMYA5, whose product is annotated as cardiomyopathy associated 5. The transcript is spliced from 13 exons. Gene Ontology annotation, molecular function: protein binding. The record is from RefSeq and is a predicted model, not a curated record. The coding region runs from base 95 to 14323 and encodes 4742 amino acids. NCBI's taxonomy places the organism in Eukaryota, Metazoa, Chordata, Aves, Gruiformes, Gruidae.